AUGAGAACUUACGACGACACCUUCUCUGGCCAGAGAAUUUACCCCGGAAAGGGUAAGCUCUACAUCCGAGGAGACAGCAAAGUUUUCCGAUUCCAGAACGGAAAGUCCGAGUCGCUCUUCCUUCAGCGAAAGAACCCCCGCCGAAUCUCAUGGACCGUUCUCUUCCGCCGACAACACCGAAAGGGUAUCUCUGAGGAAGUCGCCAAGAAGCGCACGCGCCGCACCGUCAAGUCCCAGCGUGCCAUCGUCGGUGCCUCUCUCGAUGUGAUCAAGGAGAAGCGAACGAUGCGACCCGAGGCUCGUAACGCCGCCCGCGCCGCAGCCAUCAAGGAGUCCAAGGAGAAGAAGGCCGCCGCUGCCGCCGCCAAGAAGUCCGAUAAGGCCAAGAGCGCCACUGCUACCAAGGGCCAGACCCAACGUAUCGUCGGCAAGCAAGGAGCUCGCGGUGCUCAACCCAAGGUCCAGGCCAAGACCCGUUAA
Hypoxylon fragiforme is the source of this 480-nucleotide messenger RNA. Its product is annotated as ribosomal protein L24e-domain-containing protein. NCBI's taxonomy places the organism in Eukaryota, Fungi, Ascomycota, Sordariomycetes, Xylariales, Hypoxylaceae. Gene Ontology annotation, molecular function: structural constituent of ribosome; mRNA binding. The record is from RefSeq and is a predicted model, not a curated record. The transcript has 3 exons. Gene Ontology annotation, biological process: cytoplasmic translation. Gene Ontology annotation, cellular component: cytosolic large ribosomal subunit. The coding region runs from base 1 to 480 and encodes 159 amino acids.